AUGACGACGAGGCAGUCACAGCCACAGCUCGUGCGCGGCAAUGGCAACGGGGCAAGCUUCACGUUUGCGCCAAACACCACUGUCCUCAGACAACACCCCAACUUCACACAGAAACAGCGCAUAUCACACAAAAUGUCCGAGAAAACAGGAGCCGAUAAGCCCCCAGAGAGCCCCACAACGGCGCGUGAGCUCGACUUCGACGACGACAACGAAGCACCAGCCUCUUCUGCGCCUGAGAAGACCACCUCUCCACCGCCAGCCUCAAAAUCACCAAAGCCAGGUGUGAGGUUCUCCGAACAGGCAGAAGAGAUCCCCCCGCAGAAGCCCCCGCGGCCCGCAGACCCGAAUAUCGAAGCACAGAACACGUUGAUUGAGGCCUUCCCUGACAUCGACACGAAUGUUGUUAAGGCAGUCCUCCUUGCUAGUGGCGGAAAGGUUGAGCCUGCGUUCAAUGCGCUUUUGAGCAUGUCCGACCCCAACUUCAAGACCGAGGAGGCCCCGCCUCCACAGCCUCCGCGACCGCAACCGCGUAGCCAGCUUGAGCAAGAUGAGAUGUACGCUCGCCAAUUAGCUGAACACUACCAGAGCCAAGGAGGCCAGCAGAGUCAGGGUGGUUAUGGCUCACGGCAGCCGCAGCCCUACGCAAGGUCAAACAAUCAGAGCAACCAGAGCAAGGAUGAACGUGAAUACAACUUCUUUGACGACGACCUCCCUGAGAUCCGUAAGAACAUCGAGCAGGGUUUCCAGGAGACACAGAAGACAGUCAACAAGUGGAUUACCAGCUUCAAGAAGAAGCUUGAUGGCGAACCAGACGACUACGAUCAAUACGGAAACCCUGUACCUCGUGAGCGCGAACACGGGCAGUCUUCGCAUGGUCGCCAAAACUAUGGGCCAUCACAGUCUGAGCAGCUAUACGGUAUCCGCAAAUCGGCUGAGCAGCGUCGCUCUGCGGACAUCCGCCGCUCUGCGGACCACAACCGCUACGAUGCGGACAACCGGGUGCUGGGCGACGACUUCGCCCAGCUUGAGAUGAGGGACAACGAUUCUCAGCAGAGGUCGAGCAGCCGACCGUCGGCAAACCCCGACUUGUUUAAGCCGACCCCUGUUUCGCCACCGCAGAGCGGCCCCGUUGACGAGGUUGAUGCGCUGUACCGAAACCCCUCGCCGAACAACCAAGGAGGCAAAUCUGGUGGUAAGAAGUGGCAGCCUCUCACGUCAGUUGCGCCACACCCCGAGACGGAUGAACACGAUCCGUUCAGCCUCGGUGACAGCGACGAUGAAGACAACAACAAGACCAAGGACAUUAAUCCUGAAGAUACCGAAAGGCUUAAGAAGGCCGCAGAGUCGAAGGCCAAAGAGACGACAACAGCUGAACUGAAGCCUGCAACAAGGAGCGGAAGCGUUGGUCAGAAGGAUGCAGCUGCCGAGGCGCUGCUGAAGGAUGCCAAAUGAUUGCUCAUUGAUCGAUUGACUAGGGUGUAAAUGCUGAGAGCAGGUC
Messenger RNA from Boeremia exigua, 1498 nucleotides. RefSeq lists its product as uncharacterized. NCBI's taxonomy places the organism in Eukaryota, Fungi, Ascomycota, Dothideomycetes, Pleosporales, Didymellaceae. Gene Ontology annotation, molecular function: ubiquitin binding; ubiquitin conjugating enzyme binding. Gene Ontology annotation, biological process: ubiquitin-dependent protein catabolic process. The record is from RefSeq and is a predicted model, not a curated record. Gene Ontology annotation, cellular component: cytoplasm. The transcript has 4 exons. Bases 1 to 1452 code for a protein of 483 amino acids.